CGCCAACUAGUUAACAAAUGAUCCCAACAUUUCCAACUCUCCAGCCCUGGUGUAUCCAAAACCACAGCCAGGAUUUAAUACCUCACUUAACACACUCUCAAAAUCAUACUAUAAAAUUCAUCCUCCUUGGAGGGCAACGCAAUGUCCACAGUCGACAGCCCCUUGCUAGGGCACAGACCUUCACACCCUCACCCAGAUGAUGUUGAGCAUCCACUGGGCCACAGUAAACGGCGGCAGGGACCCGGCUCCAAUGUCCUUAAAGUUCUAGCUGUCUUCUGGACAUUUCUUAUUAUGGGGGCGGGUGAUGCAGCAUAUGGGCCUUUGAUUCCCUACCUUGAAAAAUACUACGAAAUCUCACACGGCACCGUUUCGCUUCUAUUCCUCUCUCCUAUCUGUGGCUACACGCUUGCGGCACUCCUGAACAGCGAAGUCCACGUCCAAGUGGGCCGUCGUGGUAUCGCUUUCAUUUCAGCGACCUGCCACUUGCUAACGUUUAGUAUCGUCUCCUUGCAUCCUCGAUUCCCUAUCGUUGUGGUAUCUUUUGUGCUGUCUGGGUUCGGGAACGGGUUAGCAGACUCGGGAUGGAACGCUUGGAUAAGCAGCCUGUCUCGCUCGAACGAGUUACUGGGGAUGCUACAUGGCUUAUAUGGGCUGGGAGCUGUGUUGAGCCCAUUAAUCGUAUCCGGACUGGUGACUAAGGCCAAUUUUCCGUGGUUCUACUUUUACACUAUUAUGGCCGUGUGCGCUACUAUGGAAGCCGUUGUCUGCACCAUUGCCUUCUGGCAUGAUCGACCGAUCACCAGAGGAGCCGGCGAUGACCCCGAUGACAGUGAACAUGGUAGCCUAAAGCGUGCUCUUUUCCAACAGCCCUAUGCUCGGGUCACUUGGAUCUGCGCGCUCUUCCUGCUCAUUUACGUUGGAAUUGAAGUCGCUUUGGGCGGAUGGACAGUGGUCUUCAUGAUGCAGGUACGCCAUGGUAGCCCGUUUGCCAGCGGCAUGGCUGUUACAGGAUUCUGGCUGGGCAUCACCUGUGGCCGCAUUUUCCUCGGAUUUGUUACGCCGAUGAUAGGCGAAGAACCGGCAGUUACACUAUAUUCCGUGUUGGCGAUCAUCUUCGGCUUCAUCUUCUGGCUCGUGCCAAAUUUCAACGUCUCGGCAGUCGCAGUCUCCCUGCAAGGCUUCUUUCUUGGCCCUCUAUUUCCGGUCCUCAUUGCAGUGGCCACCAAGCUGCUUCCCCAAUCACUGCACGUGAGCUCGAUCGGCUUUGCCUCGGCAAUCGGAGGGGCUGGAGCAGCAUUGAUGCCAUCGGCGAUUGGUGCAGUGGCAGAAGCCAGAGGGGUCCAGAUUCUGCAGCCCUUCAUUCUUGGGCUCUCUGGUGCGGCUCUAGUCCUGUGGAUGUGUUUGUGGUGGAUUUCGAAAAGCAAUUCACGAACAUUGAGUUAAAGAAGUCAUUCUGCCCAGAAGAGAAGCUUUCUGUUAACGGGCAUGACGAAGAAACAUCCGGGACGAUGCCGAGCAGCGGUAAAAUUAUCAUCGACGUAACAAGGAUAGGGCCAGAACAAUCAAUCACCACUAGUUCAUCAUUU
Aspergillus vadensis CBS 113365 is the source of this 1586-nucleotide messenger RNA. RefSeq names its product MFS transporter. The transcript has 5 exons. The record is from RefSeq and is a predicted model, not a curated record. The coding region runs from base 142 to 1443 and encodes 433 amino acids. Gene Ontology annotation, molecular function: transmembrane transporter activity. Gene Ontology annotation, cellular component: membrane. Lineage: Eukaryota; Fungi; Ascomycota; Eurotiomycetes; Eurotiales; Aspergillaceae. Gene Ontology annotation, biological process: transmembrane transport.